CUCUAGAACCUUUGAGAGUUUUCAAAGUUUGUUUCUGCCAUUUGUUCCUGUUAGACAAGCGUUUUUCUUUCCCUUUCGUUAUUGUGGUUUCUAAAUGUUAGAUUCAUGCUGCACAGAAAUAUGCCUUCAACACUUUGGAUUCUGUUGCUGGGUAUCUUGUUUAUGGUCUCUGGAACAAUAGGAACUCCCCCUAAGAGGCCUGUAGCGGUCCCAUUCGGGAGAAACUAUAUGCCUACUUGGGCUUUUGAUCACAUUAAGUACUAUAAUGGAGGCUCCGAGAUUCAGCUGCACCUUGACAAAUACACUGGAACUGGUUUCCAGUCAAAAGGAUCUUACCUGUUUGGCCAUUUCAGUAUGCAAAUGAAGCUAGUUCCUGAAGAUUCUGCUGGAACUGUUACUGCGUUCUAUUUAUCUUCUCAAAAUUCGGAGCAUGAUGAGAUAGAUUUUGAGUUCCUGGGAAACAGGACAGGCCAGCCAUACAUUCUGCAGACGAAUGUGUUCACAGGUGGAAAGGGAGACAGAGAACAGAGGGUUUAUCUUUGGUUUGACCCGACCGAAGAGUACCACUCUUACUCUGUUCUGUGGAACAUGUAUCAGAUCGUAUUCUUUGUGGACGACGUACCAAUCAGAGUGUUUAAAAACUGCAAAGAUUUGGGGGCGAGAUUCCCAUUCAACCAGCCAAUGAAGAUAUACUCGAGCCUGUGGAACGCGGAUGACUGGGCCACCAGGGGUGGGCUUGAGAAGACCGACUGGUCCAAGGCUCCUUUUAUAGCCGCCUACAAGGGCUUCUACAUUGAUGGGUGUGAGUCCUCCGUGGAAUCCAAGUUCUGUGCCACACAGGGCAAGCGGUGGUGGGACCAGAAGGAGUUCCAGGACCUUGAUUCCUAUCAAUGGAAGAGGCUCCGCUGGGUCCGCAACAAGUUCACCAUUUACAAUUAUUGCACCGAUCGGGUGAGAUACCCUACCAUGCCUCCCGAGUGUAGUAGAGACGGAGACGUUUAAUUCAUCACCAAAUCAAAAGCCCCAUGUUGCCGGUACCAUAUAAGAUCAAUCUUGUUUUUUUAGCUCGACUGAUAGGGUUUGUCUUCAUUCAUGUGUUUCUACCUUCAUUGGAUGCCCUUUUUUAUUGAUAUCAAUUAAUUUUCUGUAAUUUUAGUCAAAAUGUUUGUUAUCAUUGUCAUGAUAAUAUUAAACCAUACUAAUAGUAUUAUUUUUGUGUUUAUGCACGGUGCAUAAAAUUAUGAUGAAUAAGGAUAAAAUAA
Durio zibethinus is the source of this 1262-nucleotide messenger RNA. Its product is annotated as xyloglucan endotransglucosylase protein 34-like. The record is from RefSeq and is a predicted model, not a curated record. Gene Ontology annotation, biological process: xyloglucan metabolic process; cell wall biogenesis. Gene Ontology annotation, cellular component: apoplast; cell wall. Gene Ontology annotation, molecular function: hydrolase activity, hydrolyzing O-glycosyl compounds; xyloglucan:xyloglucosyl transferase activity. Lineage: Eukaryota; Viridiplantae; Streptophyta; Magnoliopsida; Malvales; Malvaceae.